This is a messenger RNA of Chanos chanos (milkfish), 1236 nucleotides long. RefSeq names its product transmembrane protein 200B (gene tmem200b). The record is from RefSeq and is a predicted model, not a curated record. NCBI's taxonomy places the organism in Eukaryota, Metazoa, Chordata, Actinopteri, Gonorynchiformes, Chanidae. The transcript has a single exon. The coding region runs from base 1 to 1236 and encodes 411 amino acids.
AUGAAGACUCAGAAGUCGUCCCAGGGCCGAACACCAGCCACACCCUCCAAUCAGCGCCUGCCCCGCUUCAGUCUACGCUCUCGAAAAAAGAAGGAAGGGGUGAUCAAGGGAAAGCUACGUAUCCGCUCCAUGCCUGGCGCUUUUUUAGUGUUGGGUGUCUUCGUGGUUAUCGUUGGCACAGCGCUGGCGGUGGCUGGGUACUGGCCAUAUCGGGCUCACCGCUCAGCAAUGCUGGGACAGAAAUCUGUGGAGGAGGGGUUGUCAGGUGCUCAGGGGUCUGGAUGGGGUCUAGGGGCCAAAGGUCUCUUCUCCACUGCCAACCUGAUCCACAGUGAGCGAAUGAAGCUCUUGGGACCCGUCAUUAUGGGUGUGGGACUCUUCAUUCUCAUUUGCGCUAACACGGUGCUGUAUGAGAACCGGGACCGCGAGACGCAGAUGUUACUGGCCCAGAUGCGCAGCGUCAUUUGCUCCGUGUCGGCAGCUGUGCCCUCGGCGGACCUCACCCGGAUCAACACGAUGAGCAGGCAGUACCAGUGGGUGAGCAGCUUACCUGCUGCUCACCUCAACAUCCUUUGCCUGCAGGAACUUGCCAGCUCAGAGCCUGUGCUCCGUGUGAGGAGCAGUGAGGAGGCUGAGAGCAGGCCGCAGAGAAAUACUCUAAGGACCGAGGUGCUCCAUCACCAGGAGUCUGCUUCAACCCCUUCUGUCCACUCCUCCAACUCUUGCAAUUCCAGUAAGGUGGACUUCAACACCUUCGCAGCCACAGAGCAAAGAGCAGGCUCCACGACAGAGCCGCAGCACGAGACUCUCUUUAAGCUAAGCAACUGCCUGACCACAUCUUCCAUGUCAACCCUGGAGGGAGAGGACUGGGAGGCGGCUGCAGUGCCCCCUCGGAGAUCCCACAGUAUGAGCUACAGGACUAAUCCACGCGCGAUACCAAAGGCUAUUGUGCACCUAGACGAAAGGUUUGCGCAGGCGACUAGUCACCCUACGCCGCUCCUGAGGGAGUCCAGCUCAGAAGUGUGCGUAAACGUGGCAGGACUCGACACUGUGACUCUCAACCUUGGACCCGUCGAGGAGCAGAAGCACCGUAGCUGGCCCCGACUGGACCUUGGAUGUGCCAGGAAGUACCUGAAGCUUGAGAACAAAGAAGACUCUGUGGAUAAGCUAUUGGACCAACUUGAGCAGCAGUGCUCACAGUGGGACAAGAGCUAUGGCUCUGGCCCUUUCCAGUGA